Messenger RNA from Gallus gallus (chicken), 2487 nucleotides. RefSeq lists its product as uncharacterized. The record is from RefSeq and is a predicted model, not a curated record. The transcript has 3 exons. Bases 1389 to 2093 code for a protein of 234 amino acids. Lineage: Eukaryota; Metazoa; Chordata; Aves; Galliformes; Phasianidae.
UGGCUGGUGCUUACUGUUUAUUGGUAGUUAAGGAUCUAUUAUCUAUUCAUCAGCCUCCCAUUUUUGCCAAUUACAUUCUUCUAAAGUGAAGUACCAGCAGGUAUUUUGCACAUUGACAAUUAAUGAUAAAAAAUCUGGCGUGCUUUAAAUCUAUUACGCCGAUGCGUAAUUUAUCUGAAAGAUGCGGAAUUGCGGAUGUAAACGAAUGGUGCUGCGGGAACGAGGGAGGGGGGAGCUGCACCCAGCCCCGGCUCCUACCCCUCAUUCCUGCACUUUGUUUUCUAUUUCCUCCCCGCUUUGUACACAAAGAAUCCGUUACUCCGCUGCGUCCCGACGCGCUCAGACCUGAGCGGGGCUGGGAUCGUCCCCGCUCCUUACAGCGGAGGAAGCCGAGCGCUGCGCCCGCAGAGCCGCUCUCGUGGGCCGAUGGCUUUGAGAGGAGCGCUUCGGAGCUGCGCUAAAGGGACGUGACAAAGUGGCACCGGGCACGCGGGGACGGCAGUGUCCGUUCGCCUUUUGUUUCGGGACGGGUUCGCUCUGUGCAGGAGUUCACUACACCGGCAGAGAUCCGCGCACACGUGCGGUUCUUCUCUCGGAGCGGCGCAGGUCGCGCACAUUUGGGGAAGCGCAGGCACAGGCACGGGGCUACGGUGUGCCUUCUGCUCCCCGUUAUGACACCUCUUAGCUCCUCCCGUCCCUUUAUCGUGGAGCCCCGUUCCCGUAACGCUGUUCCCGCAGAGCUGUGACGUUACGGAGGUCAGAAAGGGCCCCGAAUACGGCCGGGCUCGGUGUGCGGGUCCGGCUGCGUUCCGGUUCUGAGUACUGCAAAGAACAAAACUUCUGCGGAGAGCCGCGUUCUGCAUCUGCGUAUUUACAUUCCCCGGGACAGCAGAAUGAGACUGAACUGGGAAACUUCACCUCCUUUUUUUCCUUCCCCCCCCCCCUUUUCCCCUCCUUUUUUUUUUCCUCCUUUUCCCCAUUUUUUCUUUUCUUUUUCUCCUUCUCCCCACUCCCCUUUUUUUUUCUUUUUCUUUUCCUUUCCUUUUACUUCUUCUCCUUCUCCCACCCCCCCCCACCCAGACAUCCCGAGACAACUACAAGUCUGCUUUGAAAAUUGCAGCAAGCCUUUUAGCAGUUGGGGACCGGGGGCUGUGUCCGAAUGACAAAAAGCCCCCGCUGCCACGCACACACACACACACACACACACACACACGCCGGGAAGCCCCGUCCGCACCGCGCACUGCAUUUCUCCAUUUCUCCCCUUUCACUGCCGGGAAGCAUCCGCGGGGCCGAGCUCCCGUCUCGAUGCCGUCCCACAGCGCAGCGGCUGCACGGAGCUGCCAGGCCCCACUCACCGCUCCUAUACAUCCAUAGGCACCCACAUAUCUAUGUCUGUGUAUAUGCACACGGGGAGCAGCGGUUCUGUUGGUUUGUCAAAGAGAAAAAGGGCCACGGGCAGUGGGAACAAAACCCAGCACGACUCGCGGUGGGAACUCCCAGUAUUUACUGCUCUCCCCACAUUUCUCCCGCUGUCACCGUGGCUUUUCGGGGGUUGCCCCGCACUGCCCGGCCGGGCCCUCAGCGAACCCCGCAGUUCCUCUCGUGAACUUUCCCCACGCAGCCUCGCGGGCCGCUCUCUCCUGUCCUCUUGGCGGCUGCGAGGAGGAAAUCUGGCAGGGGCUCCUUCCCAGCAGUCCCCGAUCUGCUCCAAGCGCACUCUUGGAGGCAGCCUCUCUCGGAGGGAGGGGUGCGUUACAUUCGCAGUCAAAUUACAUGGCUGGCCUCAGAGGCACUGGCUUCGGAUUUCCAAAGUAAUACUCAUCUUUGAGAAGCCGAGCCAAGAAGAAAAUACGAGGAAGGCCUCGGAUGAGGGAGACCUCGGGCGAGAGCUUCAUUUUUUUGCGUUCGCUUCACCCAUCGUUUGGCGAAGUUCGGGCUUGCAAAGAGCAGAGGGCAUUUUGGGGAUUCACCUCCCGACCAACACCGACCACUCAAUUUCCCCAUCCCCACAUGGGGCAGAAGGAGGCUGCAAGACUCGAAGCACGCAAUUGCUGGCAGUGGCGUCUCGGGAGGGAUGCGUAAUGUCCGCUUAGUCGCGCAGAGCUCCGCCGGAUCUCUCCCUGCUGAUGCGCGCUCCCCAGCACCGAAACGCGCAGGGAUGUGCCCUGUGGAAGCCACACGGCAUGAAACAAAACACAGCUCCUUCAGCAAAACCAGCGUCGUCCGCGGAUUUUUCAGGCACCCGAGCCCCGGGGUGACAUUUUCUACCCGCAUGAUAUAUGUCCAAAGCACACGUGGGAAAUUUUCCUUACACCGCGUGUGCGCUUCCUUCGGGUUUCUGCGCAGUUUACAUCGCGUUGGAUGCUUCCAUCCACCAACUGCAUUCACCCCUGGGCUCGUUCUGAAUUAAAGCUUCUUUUAUAGUCUGUAUAUUUUUUAUGGUUUCCUGGAAAGAGGGCGGAAAAAAAUAAAGGAAAAGCGUGUUUA